AUGCAUUCCGAGAUCGACAAACUAGUGAAAAGUUUGAACAAGGCGAUAAAAUUGCAUGACAAAAAGGGCGUGAAGAUCAAGUUUUUCAGCAGCGAGGAAUAUCAGAGAGCGCUCGGCCAUAUGAUUACGGUGAAUUCGGGUCGUGGUGCAAAUGAUAAACUUAACAUGUUUAAGAUUUUGGAGGAAAAAAUGGGCAAGGAAGGGCUGACAGGGUUAGCUACGACAAUUGCGGCGAAAGGUGGUGGUCAUGAUCAAAUGGCUGCAAGUGCGUUGACUACAUUUUUGAAGCAAUCCGAAGAGGCCAUGCCACUGUCGGGGGGGACUAGAACACUCGCAGACCGCAAAAAAGCAGAUGCCCUGAGGGUGAUUGUGUAA
Molecule: messenger RNA, 375 nt
Organism: Hyaloperonospora brassicae
Lineage: Eukaryota; Oomycota; Peronosporomycetes; Peronosporales; Peronosporaceae
Source: the annotation of a GenBank genome assembly